Oncorhynchus nerka (sockeye salmon) is the source of this 3185-nucleotide messenger RNA. It is a transcript of the gene laynb, whose product is annotated as layilin b. The record is from RefSeq and is a predicted model, not a curated record. Gene Ontology annotation, molecular function: hyaluronic acid binding. The transcript is spliced from 7 exons. Lineage: Eukaryota; Metazoa; Chordata; Actinopteri; Salmoniformes; Salmonidae. The coding region runs from base 1213 to 2322 and encodes 369 amino acids.
GCCCGGUGGCUGAAUCGACUCAGACAACAUAUCCCGAGAGAGCCAUGUUUCUGUGAAACAGAGAAUGUUACAAUCUUUGAUGUCUCUCUGGAAGGCAACCCUUGCUCUAAUUUCGUCUACCCUUGUUGUCAAGAGACUGGACAUUGGCGAGUAGUAUACUCGGAAGCGAUGGGCGGUGUGCACGCCUACGGAGCCUGACCAGGAGGCUCCGUCUGCGGCGAUGUUGUUUUGCCUCGGCUUCUGGGAUUAGAUCCACUGUCCCGGGUUGGGGUCCGAACAAAGGAUCCGCUUCAGGAAAGUCGUAUUUCAGGUCAUAAUGUAGGAAAAUUGACAUUGUUUUCUGGGCUAACAAUGUAAGAAAUAAUACUUAAAAAAUAAAAAUAAAGUUUUCAAAGGACUCAAAGUGAGGCAAACAUCUCUGUCAGCGCCAUCUUGCAGUCGGUAAUCACAAAACAACCUCACAAAAACUGUCUUGUAUUGUCUGGAGUUUGCUGCCUGGAACAGUCUCACCAAAGUUGUCCAUGUUGUAGCCUCAUUACUGGCUAAAUUAACACGCACCACCCGGCCCUAGAAUUUCCUAAUUUCCUCAAGUGAAAGAACACAAUGUUCUCCUCAGGCUAAUGCUUGACCAUUACAUAAUUAAUUCCCAAUUUUUCUCUUAACUGUUUUAUUUCUUAUUUCCUGCCCUGGUUGUCAAAUCUUUCCCCCAGCACACAGUAGAUCUAGGCUAUAAUAGCAGGAACAUUUGUAUAUGAAUGUUUGAUAUUCAAUGAAAGUAGUGUGUGUGCGUGCGUGUGCGUGUAUGAAAUAGACGUUUGCUAAACAUGUACAAUUCUCGUGAUCAGUAUAGCAUAUCACUCAAAGACAUCUUUUCAGUCUCUCUUCCAUUCUUAUCAAAUAAAUGUGACUUUGAUUAGAUUAUUGUGUGGGUGCAGCAUGGAGUAGCCUAAUUUCAUUAUGCCUAUGAGUGCAAAAAAAACAUAGCAAGGUAUGACAAGCAUUCCUCCUUUCCUCCUUUUAUCUUCGAUGGAUUUACUCAAAAUAAUGAGCCUUUCGCCGUGAGAGGGGUUUAAAAAACGCUUUACCGGAUCCUGCAAAAACUUCGACCUAAUUCUGAUUGGACCAUAUGCGAUUUUUCGCCCCUCUCUCAGGCUUUGACGGGCGGUUACGGAUUUUCUCGAAUUUACACGAAAGUUUAGUGAAGAUGAAGAAAUGGAUUUUGUUAAACUGCUCGGGACUGUUCUCGCCGUUUUCUGCCACUUAGGAUUCACCCAAUUUGAACACAAUGGCCAGAGGAUCUGCCUGCGUGGCACAGAGCGACCCUGCUACAGGAUCAACUACUUCCAGGACCCACGGCGGAGGGUGACCUUCGAUGAUGCCAGGCAGGCCUGCAGGACGGAUGGGGCAGAGCUCCUCAGUAUCGAGACUGACAAUGAGCAGCGUCUGGUCGAGAGGUUCAUCCAACAGUUGCAGGCCACUGAUGGGGACUUCUGGAUCGGGCUGCACAGAAGCCCACGCCACUGGGUGACUACCAUAGGAUGCCCUUCGCAGUACUACUGGCUGGAUGGCAGCAAGGCCAGAUUCAGAAACUGGCAUUGGGACGAGCCAUCGUGUGGCAACGAGAUGUGUGUGGUGCUGUACCACCAGCCUUCUGCCCCCCCUGAUGAGGGGGGGCGCUUAAUGUUCCAGUGGAACGAUGACAACUGCAACACCAGGAACAAUUUUGUCUGCAAGUACUCCGAAGAAAAGUUACCAGUGUUUACUGUGGUGUGGAAUUCAUUAUACACAGUUGCCCCAAUUAUAUCUUUAAUACCAAUCCUCCCAUCAGCUAAAGUGAGUGAUGAGAAGACAAAACUAGGACUGUCUGAAUCAUCAGUAUCUCUUUCAGAUAAUGUCCUGUAUGUCUCCUACAUUCUAUUUGCUACCAUCCCUAUUCUACUGCUGCUGCUUGUGGCUACAGGAGUCUUCUGCUAUAAACGGGCUGCCAAAAGGAGAAAGUCUCCAACAGACAGCUACCCUAAGCAAGAGCAAUGGGGUACAAUGUCCACUGCGGCCUGCAACAUCCAAGGACCCUAUGCCUACCAGGACAUCACCAAGCUUCAACCAGCCGAACUGGAGAGCAUGGCACCUGAAUCAAUCAAGAAGAUGUCCUUCUGUGCCUCCUCUUUUGAUUCCCAGUGUGAUGAUUACGAGAAUGUUUCAAACAUGGAGACAGUGACAGAGAGUGGCUUUGUGACCAACGAUAUCUACGAGGACUGGCAAAACCAGGGUCGGCACUAUCUCAACGAGACUGGAUGGGUGGAGAAUGAGAUCUAUGAGUAAUGUUGCGGCCCUGCAGUGCCUCUCUCUUUACCACAUGUCCACUGGGCCAUCUGGGCAUCUGACUCUUUUUGUCUCCAUUCAUCUUUCAUAUCUCCUGCUGGUGGGUUGUAUGGCACCAUGUGAUGCGAGACAGGAUGGACAGAUCCUGUGUGGUAUUAUAUAGUGUUCGCUUUAGGGUACGCCCACUAACCGUACAAAGAGGCCUAUGGUGUCACCCCCAUUUGAGGUUUCCUGUGUGGAAGUUGAUGUCAGGGAACAAGACAAUAUCUUCGGAAAUUCGGAUAACAGAAGUCUGACCCCACGAAACCUCUGAGCAAUGGCUGCCUGCGAGAGAUGAUCCUACCAGUGAUGUUUAACAAAGCCUCCACUGCUAUGACUCCAGUUUGAGCUGGCUGGAUAAAGUCAUAAUGUGCCUUUUCAUGGCUACACCAAAGUCCUGGUUGAAUAACAGAGUGUAGCAUUUGUUUAUUUGCCUAUUCCUGUGUCUUCAUCUUAAAAUCUUGUAUUUAUCACAAUGUCGUGAGAAAAAUCAAGAAAAUACAUGUUUUGCGUACAUGGUAGAUUCAUGUGGGCCUGACUAGAGUGUUGUGAAAAAGUAGUCUUAACGAGCUAAAGCUGAGUGUUCUUGGAGGAUGUCGGACAGGAAAUACCAAAAGCACAUCUGGAACUCGCACAUACAGGAAAUCUAGCAGUGACAGCAGAUGCUUUUGGGGUGCUGCGCUCAACAGUUUUCCAUGUAAGGCUGUCACGAUAGGUUAAUUAACAAAACAUGUACUUGCUGGACCUGUAGGCCUAUAUGAGUGAUAUUUCAAAUAUUGCGCACCGCUCUGGCUACAAAUAAAUGUUUUGUUUUAAGUUUUUUU